Messenger RNA from Closterium sp. Yama58-4, 917 nucleotides. Lineage: Eukaryota; Viridiplantae; Streptophyta; Zygnematophyceae; Desmidiales; Closteriaceae. The record is from the annotation of a GenBank genome assembly.
CCCUCAAUGGCGCCGCGUGCUGGCCCUGCUCUCGAUCCACGUGAGCCAAUGGGCCAGGCAGUAGGGGAAAUCGCUCGUACGCACAUGACGCCACAGCUACCGAUCUCAAGGCAUCUCCAAGAGCCAAUAGCCCUUUUGCGUAGUGGUGCAACCCUACUCUUUGAUGGGAAGCGGACCGCAACGUGUGGUGACUUGAUGUACUUGUACACGCUGGCCGCCCCACGUCUCACCAAACGACUUAUGGCGAUUGCGGCCAAUGUGGGUACCGAUGGGACUAAGGCACUAGCGAUUGCGCGAAGGCGCCUCCGAGCGCAUGGCCAGGAGCUACAGUUUGGUGGUGACAAUCCGGUGGGAAGGGCCGGCGAGCUCCUAUCUCGAGAACCGCGUGCAAUCGACCGCGUAACCUAUAAAUUCAAGGACUGCAAGUUCAGCGAAGAGGGGAAUCUGCAAACCACGAAAGGGUUUAAUCACGGCGGUGCACAUCGUGGACCGGCAUACGAACGUCUGAAAAGUGGCGGAGACUCGAUCGAGGAGGAUCAAUCCGCGGUGGCCGAGCAGGUCACUGAAGAUGCGGAGGAUGUGGUGCUCGAGCUGGAAGAGGACAUGCUGCCCCUUCCUGAGACAGAUGUAGUCGUCGUGCCGACUCCCGCCCCUGCUGUUGAGGAAGACCCUGAGAGCCCGAAUUUGCGGGCGCCUUCGCUACCAUGCGGUGUGGUAGCUGAGGCUACAAAUGUCGAUCUGGCAUGCUCCCUGCCAGCUUCGGUGUUGAGUGGAGAGGUGGGAACACGAGGGGAGGACGAAGGGGCUGGGAGUGAGACGGUGGGUAUUCCUGAGGAUCAGGAUGGAGAGGCCCCGGAGGCUCACCGGGAGUUGGAGCGGCCUUCGCCCGCGUCGCCGAUCGAGACCCAGCCUAUCAG